Molecule: messenger RNA, 2298 nt
Organism: Striga hermonthica
Lineage: Eukaryota; Viridiplantae; Streptophyta; Magnoliopsida; Lamiales; Orobanchaceae
Source: the annotation of a GenBank genome assembly
AUGGCGGCCCUUUCCGCUUCUUUUUACCUCGCUCUUCCUCACCGUCUCUCUCAGUUACGAUGUUCUGAUCAUAAACCUUACCACAAGCGAUUAGAGCUUCUAAAGCCCCUCAGGAAAAAGUAUGAGCCCUCGUAUUUUGUCAGAUCAGUUCUAGACAGCAGGACACCCUCGAGCAUCAACGACAAUGGGGCCACCGAGCCUGCAAGGAUUCUCCUCGAGAAACUAUUCGCCCAGACACAAAAGCUCGAGGAGCAAAUAGGGCGGGAUCCCAACUCACCCCACGCAGCCGAGCUCGGCUUGAACUUGGUCAAGCUGGAGUCUGAUCUUCAGGUGGCCCUCUCAGCAUUGAAGAGAAAGGAAGAAAGCCUUCAGGAAGCCGAGAGGAAAGUCUUGUUGGAGAUCGAUGAGCUUAAUAUUGCCAGGCGAGAUUUAGAGAGACGGGAGGAGGAAAUCGCGGCUGCCAGGCGGAAGCAGGGAAAGCUAGAGGAGGAGCUGAGGCUAGCGAAUUUAGAGUUAGCUUCUCAAUCUGUAGAAAUUGGGAAUCUUAAAAUUAGCUUGAAAGAGAGAGAGAAGGAAAUUUUGGAUCUGCAAUCAGUACUGUCGGGCAAAGAAGGGGAAAUCAUGAAGAUGGAGCAUGAAUUGACUAGCAUGAGCGAAAGAGCUGCGGUUUUUGAAUUAGAACUCUUGUCCAAGUCGAGACUCGUGGAGGAAACUAAUAAAAUUGUUGGGAAGCAAAAAAUUGAGCUCGGGAGGCUCCAGAGUGAAAUCCGGCAGAAGGAGAGUGAAUUAGAAGUUUCAAUUGGAUUACAGAAGAGCGAAUCCGAGAAGUUGAAAUCUGCAGAAGCUAAGUUAAAGAAGCAAGCCACGGAUUGGCUGGUGACUCAGGAGGAAUUGAGAAAGCUGACCAAUGAGACUUCUAAUCAGGGCCUUGACGCAAAUGAGGCUGUGGAAGAGUUUGGAAGAGUGAGAAAGCUUCUUGUGGAUGUGAGGUCCGAGUUGAUUUCGUCCCGGGAAGCUCUAGCUUUGUCAAGGGAAAAAAUGGAAGGUCAAGAUAGGCUGUUGGAAAAGCAGCUUUCAGAACUUGAAGAGCAAAGGACGACCGUCAUGUCAUACCUGUCGAGCUUAAGAGAUGCCGAAGUUGAAGUGGAGAGUGAAAGAGUGAAACUAAAGCUUGCUGAAGCUCGAAACAAGGAGCUCAAGCGGGAUUUAUCAUUGGAAAAGGAACUUGUUGAGGAGUUACAGGAUGAGUUGGAUAAAGAGAGAUGCUCUUUAGAACGAGCAGUUCAAGAAAAGUCAGCUCUUCAGGAGGAAAUCGAGCGCAAAAUGGCUGCAUUCGGAGAAUUACAGAGGCUUCUUGAGGCUAAAGAGUCGGAGUUAGUCGAGGCAAGGCUUGAAAUCCAGAAUUUGAAGUCCGAACAGUGCUCCCUUCGGCUCAUACUCGAAGAGAAAGAAAUGGAACUCUCAGAUGCGAAGAUAAGAUUAGAGGAAGUGAAUAAGGAGAUCUCGGAACUAAAGGGGGUCUUGCUAGACAAAGAAGACGAUCUUAUUCGAGCAAUGUCCAUGCUGAAGGAGAAAGAUGAGCAUGUCCAGAUAGUGCAGACCGAGCUAAUGGAUGCCAAUUUCAAAUUUUCGGAAGCCAAGUUGGUGGUGGAGAAGAUAGUGAAUCUCACCAAUGAAAUUGUUAACGACGAAGCAUAUACUGUACUAAGCCCACUCGAACAAGAAUAUGACGGGUUCUCUACUGGUGGUUUCAAAUGGCAGAUAAAACGGCUCGAAGCCGAACUCGAGUUUACCCGGGAAAGUCUCAGAGCUAAGGAAAUGGAAAUUGUUACGGCACAGAAGGACCUCGCCAUGAAAGAUGAGGAGCUGAGAAUGGUGCUAUCAGAAUUGAAUUCAAGAGAGAAGGAAAUUACAGAGAUGAAGGAAGAAAUUAUGCGGGAAAAUGAAGAUUUGAGAAAACUGUACGCGUUGGCACAGGAGACGAUCGGCGAAAAGAGCGUGGGUGAACUUGCUAUUGAGAAACUUCAAUUAGAAGCGGCUCGGCUGGAAGUUGAAGCCGCUACAAAUGCACUGUGCAAAAUCACUGAAAUGAGUCGGGAGCUUCUGGGUAAAGCUGGCUCGAGUGUUGAGGAUGAGUGUGAUGAAGACCUAGCCGAGCAGGGUGGGUCCCGUGGUUGGAUGAACACGUCUAGCAACGAGUGUCCUGAGGAAGUUAAGUCGGAAGUUUCACGGCUUUUUGCUUUAACACAGCAUCUUGUGAAAGAAGCAGGUAUUGCGGGCAACAUGAGUACGCAAUAG